UCCAGUCGUUCGUGCUGUGUUUAUGGUAUAAAUAACACAACUAAAUUUUUGGAAAUAGAGGCGCAUAAGCAACCAAUUUUUGAAAAGUUUUUUUUCUAAAUUUUUCUGUUUCAGUUUUGUAUAUUUAUAGUAAAUGUUUACGAAGAAAUAUAACCACCGUGCUGAUGUACCGGCUAUACUACUGAGUGAAGUGAAAGAACGGCAUUAGUUUAUUGGAUGUAACGACCGGUUCGAUCGAGAUUGUAUUCUAACAGAGAAGUGAUACAUCGACGGAUUAAUUUAAUGUUGUUCGUUUUGGGACCAUCAGACCUUUCAUAAUGUCACAUGGAACUAAUCGGCAAGUCAAAAAUUUACUCGAUGUUUCCAACGACGAAAAAAGGAACUUUUUGAAUUCGUUUGACUACGUUCUUACUGACUGUGAUGGAGUUAUAUGGACUUUGAUUAAGCCUAUCGAGGGAGCAGGUGAAGGCAUUACAUCGCUGCAAGAAAAUGGUAAACGCGUAAUUUUCAUAUCAAAUAACAGCGUCCGACCUCACGAAAAAUAUGUGGAAAAAUUCAAGGAAGGAAAUAUCAAUGCGUCAAUGGAUGAUGUUCUGCAUCCGUCCAUUGCAUGCGUAUGCUAUUUGAGGAAAAUCAACUUUAAGGGACUGAUUUAUUGCAUCGGAUCGGCAGAAUUUAAAAAGAAAUUGAAAGAAGCCGGCUACGAGUACAUAGAUGGGCCGCAUGAAAAGAUUGAAGAUUUUGCGACAUUAUGGAAGGCGGUAAAGGAUGAUAAUCCCGUAAAGGCUGUCAUCAUUGAUUCGGACUUCAAUGUUUCUUCGACGAUAUUGAUACGAGCGGAAAUUUAUUUAAAAAAUCCAGAAUGUCUGUUCAUAGCUGGAACCACCGAUAUGAUGUUGCCGAUCACAAAGUCAUUCAAAAUCAUCGGAGUCGGACCGUAUUAUAAGAUAUUGGAGGAGGCAUCUGGUCGGCGUGCAGUUGUCGUUGGAAAGCCAGGUGACGCUUUGAAGGACAUUGUAAUCGAUAAAUAUAAUAUAAAAGAUCCGAAGCGAGUGCUUUUCGUCGGUGACACACUCGAGCAAGACAUCGGAUUCGGAACUAAAUGUGGCUUCAAAACGGUCUUAGUAAUGACAGGAGCUACAUCGAAAAUGGAUAUUCUUACUCACCCAAAGAAACAAGAGCUACCUGAUUAUUACCUAGAAAACAUCGGUGACUUUUCCAAGGUGUUUGAAGACAUCAAACCUAUGAACAAAAUAUAAAACUAUGUCAGAGCUACUAAGAGGCUAUUAUAUGCGAAAAAUGUAAGGAAAAAGUAAUAAUUAAAUGUUCCCAUGUUCUCUCGUU
This is a messenger RNA of Bradysia coprophila, 1344 nucleotides long. RefSeq lists its product as uncharacterized. Lineage: Eukaryota; Metazoa; Arthropoda; Insecta; Diptera; Sciaridae. Gene Ontology annotation, molecular function: phosphatase activity. Gene Ontology annotation, cellular component: cytoplasm. The record is from RefSeq and is a predicted model, not a curated record.